This is a messenger RNA of Closterium sp. NIES-67, 1201 nucleotides long. Lineage: Eukaryota; Viridiplantae; Streptophyta; Zygnematophyceae; Desmidiales; Closteriaceae. The record is from the annotation of a GenBank genome assembly.
GUUUGACGCUGUUCAAUUUACCCCGUGUCACAUCACACACCUUCCCGCUAUCAUUUCCACUUCACCAUAGCUCGUUCUUUCGCUGGUUGCCGACUCUCGGAUGGCGGAGUCGAGGGGAGAAGCUAGCAACUGUGCGAUCAAGCCGUCAGCGUCGAUGGCGGCAAGCAGAGAGCUACUCACCGUCGGCGGCGAUUCCUUGCCUUUCUUGGAGCGUCUCUUGAAGCAGCCAGGAAGAGCCAACCAGCGCGCGCAGAAGCCGGCGCAGAAACCGCCAGGCUCGGGGCAAGCACCGCCAUCGAUGUUCACGACGCCCGUUGCGGAGAGCUCAGUGCUCGCUCGGCUGCGGGGCUUCUUGCCGCAGAUGGAGCAGGAGAACCAGAAGCUGCAGCGCGCCAUCGAGGAGCAGGGGCAGGAGGCCGUGAGCAUGGAGGCAGUGGACGACUCGCAGCAACACAUAGAGAUGGACCUAUCACUGGGUCUCGUUGACUUGCGCACGCCUGAUGCGGUGGUGGCAGCAGAGAGGGCGCUGGUUGGUGGCGCUGGACAGGGGGGCUCUGCUGGCAGACGGGAAGGGGAGGGGGAGGGGAUGGGGGAGGGGGUUUCUGGGAGCAGCGAGUCGGACUCAGAGUUGGAGUCUGAGAGUGAGAGCUCUGAUGGUGAUGAGGGUGGUAUACGGAGGGCCAAUGCACACGGGGGUGGGCGUUUGGGAGGUGAAGGCAGGAGUGCUGCCAUGGAGGAAGAUGGGGCGGGCGGGCUUUCUCAAGGGGGUUUGGCGCAGAAUGGAGGUGCUGCAGGGGAUAUUGGCAUGUUUCUCGGCCGUCCAUUUGGCAAUGGUGCAGCUGCUGGGGAUGAUGGUGCUGGAGGUGGGGAUGGUGGGGUGUUUCGUGUCGGGGUGGGAGGAGAGAAGGGAGGUCAAGGGGCAAAUAUGCACCCAGGUCAGCACAAGGGUGGAUAUGGUGGCAGAAAAAAGAAGGGAUUGGGGAAAGCUAAGAAGGGUGUUAGGGGCAGAGGAAGUUCAAAGAAUGGUAAGGCUAAGCCAAAGAUUGUAGAGAUCUCGUAGUGGUGAUUUCUGCCACACAAAGGCCAGUUGGAAGCUGCACGUUCAAUUGUAGGCCCCAUAGUUAUGCUUUGCUGUAAUUGUUUGUAGAGAAAGGUAUGAAAGCUUUGUUGACCUUACAUGAGUGAAGCGUUUGAGAAAGUA